ACCGAGGUCUUUCCCAGUAGGGGUAAAACCGUAAAAAGGCUUCCCCUUCUUUUAAACAGAGGUUUCCUCUCCCUUCCAUCAGACCUUCAGGCUGCAACAAUGGCUAACAAAGCUUUGAACUUUCUCUCUGUGUACGGCUACGACUUAAUAUGGGGAUCGAUUGCUGCCUUUUAUGUCUUCACGGUACCAUACACUAAGGUUGAAGAAAGCUUCAAUGUUCAGGCAAUCCAUGAUAUUCUUUUUCAUCGGCAUCACUUGGAUAAUUAUGAUCAUCUAGAGUUCCCUGGAGUUGUUCCUCGCACUUUCAUUGGUGCCCUGCUUGUAUCAAUUUUGGUGUCUCCUAUUGUAUUAUUGAUGAGUUUCCUGCACUUGCCAAAGAUAUAUGGACUGAUUGCAGCCAGAUUGGCAUUAGGUUGCAUCAUACUAUUUACAUUACGAAGUUUUCGUAUGCAGGUUAGAGAUAAGUUUGGACAUCAUGUAGAAGCUUUCUUUGUGAUUUUGACUUCACUUCAGUUUCACACGCUUUUCUAUUGCACGCGCACUCUUCCAAACAUACUGGCUAUGGGUGCAGUCAAUUUGGCAUAUGGGUACUGGUUGAAGGGGAGAUUUCAAGCGGCAUUAAACUGUUUGAUUUUUGCGACAAUCAUCUUUAGAUGUGACAUACUGUUACUACUUUGCCCUCUUGGCCUGGAGCUUUUGCUGACUAAAUCAAUCUCAUUAUGGGAAGCGUUUAAAGGGUGCCUCAGAACUGCUUUGUUGUGCAUAGGUCUUACCAUAUUGGUUGAUUCAAUAAUGUGGAAGAGGACGUUAUGGCCUGAAUUUGAAGUUUUAUGGUUCAACUCUGUUCUGAAUCGGAGCUCUGAGUGGGGCACACAUUCCUUUCACUGGUACUUCACAUCAGCGCUUCCCCGUUCGUUGCUGGCUGGAUAUCCGCUCUUUGUCCUUGGGGUCUUACUCGAUAGAAGGGUUCUAUUCUAUGUCCUUCCAGUUUUUUCCUUUGUUUUGCUUUACUCUAAGCUUCCCCACAAGGAGCUCCGUUUCAUCAUCAGUUCAGUUCCAAUCUUCAACUUCUCUGCGGCAGUUGCUGCUAGUAGGAUCUACAACAAUAGGAGGAAGAGGCUUUGGAAAUUUCUGUAUUUCACUAUGCUGGGGUUAUUUCUAAUCAGUCUAGGGAGCACCACCAUAUCAUUCAUGGCCUCCUAUGAGAACUAUCCUAGUGGUUAUGCAUUGAAAUAUUUGCAUCGGAUUGGCUGCCUUACUAACAGCACGGAUGAAUAUUGGGUUCAUAUCGACCCAUUUUCAGCAAUGAAUGGAAUAUCCCGAUUUUGUGAAAAGGAUUCUCCUUGGAGGUACUCCAAAGAAGAAGGGAUUCAUCUGGAAGAAUUUCGGUGGAGAAAUUUUACGUAUCUUAUAAAUGAGCAUUCCAACAUUGACGGAUUCAAAUGUUUAUUUUUGGUAAACGGCUUCUCAAGGGCUGGUGUUCGACUUCAUCUUCCGUUCAUCGAAAUGAGUUAUGAGCCCAAAGUAUAUGUUCAUGGGAAUACCAACAUUGAAGGCAUUAUGCAUAGAAACUGGCCAGGAUGCCUCUUGAGUUUUUACAGUCAAUGACCACAACUUACAAUUUCUAUAGAAGCGAUCAUGUAAGUUUGAGAAUUGUAUUGGAUUUGUCACUUCCAAGGUUUUGUGUGGGUGGCUGCCAUGCCAGUUGAUCUGACUUUUGAGAAUAUUUUUGUUUCUUUUCGCUCUUCUUGUUGGUAGGAACUUUAAAUUUAUAGAAGCUUUGAAGAUUACAAUGGUUAUUAGGAGAACAAGCAGACUUCAACUCUUCAAAGUCUUGUAAAUGUUUUUAAAAAUCAACAAAUGCAUUUAAUUAUGAUUAUCA
Tripterygium wilfordii is the source of this 1882-nucleotide messenger RNA. RefSeq names its product dol-P-Man:Man(7)GlcNAc(2)-PP-Dol alpha-1,6-mannosyltransferase. The record is from RefSeq and is a predicted model, not a curated record. Gene Ontology annotation, cellular component: endoplasmic reticulum membrane. Gene Ontology annotation, biological process: protein N-linked glycosylation. NCBI's taxonomy places the organism in Eukaryota, Viridiplantae, Streptophyta, Magnoliopsida, Celastrales, Celastraceae. Gene Ontology annotation, molecular function: alpha-1,6-mannosyltransferase activity. The transcript is spliced from 20 exons. Bases 100 to 1608 code for a protein of 502 amino acids.